CUCUGUUAUUUUCCUUGACCUCUUCUAUAUAUACUUAUAAUAUAAACAUCACAAACACAACCCAUUACACUUCCUUGGAUCUCUUUCCAUACCCUUUACACCUUUUCUCAAUUUUUGCUUUUAGUGUUAUUCAAGAUGACUGAUGAGAACAAUGAAGAAACUCAAGAAAGUCGUCCAACUCCACGGUUGAAUGAAAGGAUUCUUUCAUCUUUGUCAAGGAGAUCAGUUGCUGCACACCCUUGGCAUGAUCUUGAAAUUGGACCUGGAGCACCCCAUAUUUUCAAUUGUGUUGUGGAGAUCACUAAGGGAAGUAAGGUCAAAUAUGAACUUGACAAAAAGACUGGAAUGAUUAAGGUUGAUCGAAUUCUGUAUUCGUCAGUUGUUUAUCCUCAUAACUAUGGUUUUAUCCCUCGGACUCUAUGUGAAGACAAUGAUCCAAUUGAUGUCUUGGUUCUCAUGCAGGAGCCUGUUCUUCCUGGUUGUUUCCUGCGAGCCAGGGCCAUCGGACUAAUGCCGAUGAUUGAUCAGGGUGAGAAGGAUGAUAAAAUCAUUGCGGUAUGCGCGGAUGAUCCGGAGUAUAAGCACUAUAGUGACUUUAAAGAACUUCAACCUCAUCGCCUAAUGGAGAUUCGUCGCUUCUUUGAAGAUUAUAAGAAGAAUGAGAACAAAGAGGUAGCAGUUAAUGAAUUUUUGCCACCAGCCACUGCUGUUGAAGCCAUCCAACACUCAAUGGAUCUUUAUGCGGAGUAUAUUCUGCACACCUUGAGGCGAUAGACAAUAAUACUUUUCAUGAACUUGAAUAAGCUGCAACACUCUAGACAAUUUUUGAAUAUAUUUUGAUGAAAAAUUAUUGUAUUUUUUUUUUGUAUUGAAUUGGAUUAAUAUA
Messenger RNA from Cicer arietinum (chickpea), 886 nucleotides. RefSeq names its product soluble inorganic pyrophosphatase 1. Gene Ontology annotation, cellular component: cytoplasm. The record is from RefSeq and is a predicted model, not a curated record. Gene Ontology annotation, molecular function: inorganic diphosphate phosphatase activity; magnesium ion binding. Gene Ontology annotation, biological process: phosphate-containing compound metabolic process. NCBI's taxonomy places the organism in Eukaryota, Viridiplantae, Streptophyta, Magnoliopsida, Fabales, Fabaceae.